AUGCUAGUGACGGCUGCGCUGAUACUGCAGUUUUUCGCAGAAUUCUUGAUAAUCUUACAGACGCUCUUGGCUUGUAAAGGAAAACAGAAGGUUUCAAAAUCUGAUACUAGUGACAUAAAGCCACCACCCUCGAAUAAACCGACGCCAACUCCACCAGCUCCUGCUGCUGCACCAGCACCGCCGCCCCCUGCAGCUGCUGGAGAAGGUGAUGGCAAUUAUGAGGAAUUGCAAGUGGUCGAAAAUCCACCUCCACCACCUCCUUGA
Molecule: messenger RNA, 264 nt
Organism: Cylicocyclus nassatus
Lineage: Eukaryota; Metazoa; Nematoda; Chromadorea; Rhabditida; Strongylidae
Source: the annotation of a GenBank genome assembly